CUCAACGUAUCGGAAGAUGCCAGCAGCGGCUCGGUCAUAACGAGCCUGAGUCCCACCAGGUUUCAGUCAGCCGCCUAUGAGUUGAUUUACUCGGAGUCGGAGAGCUCCCCCGUCACCGUGGGACGCGACAGUGGAGAUAUUACGAUAACCAGGCGGCUUGACAGGGAGACAGAUCCAUUCGUGGAGCUCACUGUUAAGAUCCAGGAUAAACGAGGCCCAGACUGGUACCUGAACAAGGUGAAACUGAAGAUCACAGAUGUCAAUGACAACGUUCCUGAGUGGAAUAUGAAGCCAUACCCUUACCUGGCUGUAGUGUCCCCUGAGGCCCCUGCGAGAACAUUUGUCUACCAGCUCCAGGCUCAUGAUGGGGACGAAGGCAAAAGCGGAGAGGUGGAAUACUUUUUGUCGGAUGGUGGUGACAGCUGCUUUGCAGUGGAAAAGAGGACGGGACAGGUGGUGACCACAGGGCUGGUGCUUCAGAAGGACAGAGAGUAUUUGUUAAGUGUGGUAGCCCUCGACGGCCUGGGCAGCCGCAGUGCCCCGGCCAUGCUCUCUGUGGUGGCAGGAGCCAGAGCACCACAGUUCAACAAUUCUAGCUAUGCCAUCUCCAUACCAGAGAACACGCCUGAGGCACAGCCCUUCCUGGUGGUGUUUGCUAUUUCCUUCCAGAAGCAGCCAAUCAGCUACAGCCUGCUGAUCAAUCCCAGUAGCCUCUUCAGCAUCCAGCAGGAGACGGGGGAGAUUAGUCUGACCAGGACACUGGAUUAUGAGAGCGACCAGCGACGCUACCUGCUGAUGGUGCGAGCCAGCGAAGAGCCCGGCAGCCUCAGCACUGCCACAGAGGUUCAGGUGUUGAUAACGGAUGAGAAUGAUUGUGUCCCAGAGUUCCUCCAGUCCAUCUACAGUGUGGAUGGAGUUCCUGAGACUGUAACCACGGCAACAUCUCUGCUGCAGGUGUUGGCCACAGACUGUGACUCAGGGUUAAACGCUGAACUCACCUAUUACACCUUGAGCCCAGACUUCAGCAUUUCAGCCCAUGGGACCGUUUUUCCUGCGGGCCGGCUUGACUAUGAGAGGCCCAACCAUCUGUAUGAAUUUGUGGUGAUGGCAGUGGACAGCGGGGACGAGCCUCACUCUGGCACUGCCACGGUCCGUGUGAGGAUGGCGAAUGUCAACGAUGAGUCUCCCGAAUUCUCUCAGCCUGUAUAUCGAACAUUUGUUUCUGAGGACGCGGGCCCCAACACCCUCGUGGCGACAGUUCUGGCCAAAGACCCAGAUGGUGAUGGUAUAAACUACUCCAUAACAGCAGGCAAUGAGGAAGGAAACUUUGUCAUCGACAGCCAGAAAGGGUUGAUUCGUCUCCGCUCCACGCCCCUACCCAAACUCCAAGGCCUGGAGUAUAUCCUGAAUGUAACGGCCACAGACGAUAACGCAUCAGGUGGGCCACACCCUCUCUCCUCCACCGCACAGGUCAUCGUAGGGGUCGAUGAUGUCAACAACAACAAACCUGUAUUUGAAGAGUGCCAGCAAUAUCGUGAGCAGGCUUCAGUGCUGGAGAAUCAGCCAACGGGGACUUUUGUGUUGCAAGUGCAUGCUGUGGAUGCAGAUGAGGGAGCAAAUGGAAAAGUCAAAUAUGGCCUAAUGCAUAGAGACAGCGCAAUGCCUGCCUUCAGAAUUCAUCCAGACACAGGAGUGAUUGUGACAGCCAGGCGGUUUGACAGGGAGCGGCAGAGAGAGUAUUCAGUUACAGUAACAGCCACUGAUUGGGCGGAGGAGCCACUCAUCGGCAUCUGUCAGCUCACUGUCCAAAUACUGGACCAGAAUGAUAAUAGUCCCAAGUUUGAGAAUUUGCGCUAUGAGUACUUCCUGAGAGAAGACACUUUGGUCGGUACCAGUUUCCUGCGUGUAGCAGCUCACGAUGACGACUUUGGCACUAAUGCAGCUAUCACCUACUCCAUGGCCCUGGAGCAGCCUGAGUACCUGCACGUCAACCCUUUGACUGGAUGGGUUUACGUUAACCAACCUAUAUCACAGAGGACCUAUAUCACACGGGACAUCAUAGCAACUGAUGGGGGAAAGCGAAACACGUCUGUGGAGCUGGCAGUCACCAUCACCAACGUGAAGAACCAGCCUCCACAGUGGGAAAAAGAGAGCUACAAUGUUGUCAUCCCCGAGAACACGGCCAGGGACACACCCAUAGUGACAAUCAAGGCGACCUCUCAGCUGGGAGACCCGAGGGUGACCUACAACCUGGAGGAUGGGCUGGUCCCAGAAACCAACAUGCCAGUUCGUUUCUACCUCUCCCCCAACCGUGAAGAUGGUUCUGCAUCCAUUCUGGUGUCUGAGCCGCUGGACUACGAGACUACACCGUUUUUUUCUCUCCGGGUCCGAGCACAAAAUGUGGCUGCAGUUCCCCUUGCAGCUUUCACUACAGUUUAUGUCAAUAUUACAGAUGUCAAUGACAACGUGCCAUUUUUCACCUCAUCAAUCUAUGAGGCCUCAGUAACAGAAGGAGCCCAGAUAGGAACUAUGGUUCUCCAAGUUUCUGCCCAUGACAAAGACCUGGGUCUCAACGGAGAGAUCACCUACUCUCUGCUGAGUGACAGCAGUGGCGACCACCAUCUGUUCCGUAUUGACCCAGAACUUGGCAUCAUCUACACAGAAGCUGUGUUUGAUCGUGAGGCUCGCAGCUCCUAUUUGUUGGAAAUUCAGUCAGAAGAUGGCCAGGAGUCAGCACGACCUGGCAAGAACAAGCAGCCUAACUCAGACACGGCGUACGUGAGGGUUUUCAUCAGCGACGUCAAUGACAACAAGCCAGUCUUUGCUCAGAGACUAUAUGAAGUCGGUGUAGACGAGAAUGCCGACGUGGGCCUGGCUGUUGUCACUGUUAGUGCUAAUGACGAAGAUGAAGGGGCCAAUGCCAAGCUACGCUAUCAAAUAACAUCUGGCAACAAAGGUGGAGUGUUUGACAUCGAACCAGAGGUGGGGACGAUCUUUAUUGCUCAGCCACUGGACUAUGAGAAGCAGAAGAGAUAUAAGCUGCUGGUCCUCGCCUCCGACGGAAAGUGGGAGGACUACGCCGCCGUGGUGGUUACUGUAGUUAAUAAGAAUGACGAGGCACCUGUGUUCUCCAUGAAUGAAUACUAUGGGUCUGUCACAGAGGAGCUUGAUGGGUCACCCGUGUUUGUACUCCAGGUGACAGCUACUGACCCAGACAAAGAUGCAGACCAGGGCGCCAUACGGUAUUCCAUUCAUGGCCAAGGGGCAGAGUCACACUUCAUGAUCAACGACAUCACGGGAGAGAUGUAUGCCCAGCGCACCAUAGACCGAGAAGAGCGUGCCGUCUGGCGCUUUGUUGUCAUGGCCACGGAUGAAGAGGGCGAGGGACUUACUGGCUUUACGGAUGUUAUUAUCAACGUGUGGGAUAUCAAUGACAAUGCCCCCAUGUUUUCAUGUGCACCUGAUAAUUGCCAGAGUAGCGUGGCAGAGAACUCCCCUCCUGGAACUUUUGUUGUGGAAAUGACAGCGAUAGACCUUGAUGAUGCAGCCGUAGGUCAGAAUGCAAUCCUCAUCUACCGGAUUACUGAGAAUGCACAAAACACAAACAGUGCAGAACUUUUCACUAUUGAUUCCAGCACCGGCACCAUAUCCGUGGCAGCAGAGGGUCUGGACCGGGAGUUUCUUGACAGCCACCAGCUGGUAGUGGAGGCCCGGGAUGGUGGGGGUAUGACAGGUACAGCUACUGUCACUAUAGUAGUAACAGACAUGAAUGAUCAUGUCCCAAAGUUUACAGAGGACCUGUGUGGUGCUCGUGUGCCGGAGAGCACAAAUGAAGACGCUCCUGUUCUGGAGUUGAGCGCUGUGGACCCUGAUGCUGGGUUGUAUGGACAGCUGGCCUUCACUGUGGUGUCUGGAGACCCCGAGCAAAGAUUCUACAUGGUCACCAACAGAAUGGAUCAGACAGCAACUCUGAGACUGAAGCACAAGUUGGACUUUGAGAAGCCAGGGGAGCAGCGGUUUAACCUUACUGUCAAGGUGGAGGAUUGUGACUUCUCUAGCCUCAUCCACUGUCUGGUUCUAGUGGAAGAUAACAAUGAUAAUGCCCCUGUGUUUGCUCUGAGCUCCCACCUGCUUUCCCCUUUCCCUGAAGAUAUAUCUGUAGGAACCAGCAUCAUUCAGGUUGUGGCCACUGACACUGACUCAGGCUUAAAUGGGGACAUUUUUUACAGCAUUCUUCCUCAGUCUGACCCAUAUGGACAUUUUACAGUCAGCCAAAGUGGUGUAAUAACGGUUGCCAAGCCACUAGAUAGGGAGACAGUGGCAAGUUAUGAGUUGGUCGUCAUGGCGACAGACCGGGGUACCCCAGCACUGACUGGCAGUGUCACGGUACACUUGCUUCUGCUAGACAUGAAUGACAACGGGCCAGAGCUGGAGACAGCCUAUACCCCGGUGCUGUGGGAGAACAGUCCAGCACCUCAGGUGGUCUGGCUCAACAGGAGCUCGACUCUGCUUCAAGUUGUGGACAGAGACUCCCCAGAGAACGGGCCUCCUUUUUCUCUCUCCCUGCCCUCGCUUUACUCUGUCGACUUCCACCUGCAGGAUCACAGGAAUGGCUCUGCCACACUCACUGCCCUGCGGAGAUUCGACAGGGAAAGGCAGAGUGAGUUCCGCUUGCCGGUGAUUAUGACGGACAGUGGCAGUCCCCCAGUAACAGCCACAGACACACUCACCAUCACUAUUGGUGACCAGAAUGAUAACGCCCAUCAGGCAGGAGAGAAAGAUGUCUAUGUGCAUAGCCACAAGGGAAGGAUGGCAAAUGCUGCACUAGGUAAGGUGUAUGCCCCAGAUCCUGAUGACUGGGACAACAAGACCUACACUCUGGAGACAAGCGCAGCCAAAUACUUCAGCCUGAACCAGAGCUCAGGAGUGCUGACUAUCCGACAGAACACUCCAGCGGGCAGCUACUGGUUGAAGGUCGGGGUGUCUGAUGGGGUGUGGCCUGAUGUUAUGUCAGGUGUCAGAGUUCAUGUCAGGGAGCUGGAGGAAAAGGCCAUCCUGUCAUCUGCCUCGUUGCGUUUGACAGGCAUUACAGCGAGAGAUUUUAUCGAAUCGCACUUUGGGAGGAAGAGCCGCCUGGAGACGUUCUGGGACUUCCUGUCUGAAACCCUGUCUGUCAGAACAGAGACUAUCAACAUUUUCAGCAUAGAGGAUAGAGAGGAGAAAAGCGUGGACAUCUAUUUCUAUGUGCUAAAUGAUAAUGGAUACAUGCGUCCGGAGAAACUGCACGGUGUCCUCGCAGCAAAUAAAAAGAAGCUGCAGUCACUGCUGCAUGUGAACGUGAGCCAGGUGCAGGUAGACGAGUGUGUGCGCACAGAUUGCAAGGCGUUUGGCGGCUGUUCCACACAGUUAAGCAUCAGUGAGUCGCCCACCCUGGUAGACUCCGGUGUUUUAUCCCUGGUCUCAGUGAAGGUGGCGUCCUCAGCUGUGUGUGGUUGUGCUGCAAGGGAAGUGACCCACCGACCCUGCUCCUCCUACCCUACUAACCCUUGCCUUAAUGGGGGGACCUGUGUCGACACCCAGAAUGGAUACAGGUGCCACUGCCCCCCACAGCUUGAGGGGCCAGACUGUCAGCAAACGAGACUUAGUUUCCUUGGCAACGGCUAUGCUUGGUUUCCCACAAUCAGGCCGUGUUUCGAUAGCCAUCUUUCACUGGAGUUUAUGACGGAGGAAGACGAUGGACUGCUGCUGUAUGCCGGCCCGUUGGCCACUCUACUGCCUGGGGAUGCUGAGGACUACAUGGCCAUAGAGUUGAUUGGUGGGACGCCCAGUUUGAAGGUUAACCACGGUUCUGGGACCUUGGUCCUCCAGUUAACAAACAACAUCGGGGUGGCUGACAGACGCUGGCAUCACCUUGAUGUGAGGAGCAACAGUAAAGAAGUGCGCUUCACUCUCGAUCGAUGUUCCAGUGCGAUUGUCAUGGAGACAGAAGGCGUGGACUCAUGGGCAAUGACAGAGGACCGCUCAUCCUGUGAAAUCCGAGGGGUCACACCCAACAGAGACAAGUAUCUGAAUGGAAGUCGUGUAUUGCAGCUUGGAGGGGUCAAUGAGAACAUAUCAUAUGAAUACCCACAGCUGCAGCACAAACACUAUACUGGAUGUAUAAGGAACCUGCUUGUAGACAGCAAGCUCUAUGACCUCAGUUCCCCAGCUGAAGCCUCCAACUCUGUGCCAGGCUGUAUUGAUGACCAGUGCGCCAAAAUGGAGCACCUUUCCUCCUGUGGCAGGAGGGGACGCUGUCACGGCGAGUGGGGCUCCUUCAGUUGCUUAUGUGAGCCAGGGUUUACAGGGCCGCAUUGUGAUCAAGUCUCUCCUGAGUUGUCCUUUGAUGGCCGGAGCCACGUUCAGUUCCAGCUCUUGUGGUCCCUGCCCGCGCGAGAGACAAGAGUCCAAAUUGGGGUUCGGACACGUGCCGGCACCGGUGUCAUUCUCAGCCUCCUCUCCCAGGAGCAGAAUGAAUAUCUACGUUUAGAGGUUAUUCAGGGUCUGCUGGCUGUUUUCUACAACCUUGGUGAUGGAGACUACAACAUCACACUGCCCUACCAUCGCCUCGAUGAUGGAGAGUGGCACGAGGUGGAGUUGGAUCGUUACGGCAGAGAGUUCACCCUGCGACUAGAUGGAGGUGGAGGACGGCGAGAGGUUUCCGCCGCGCCUGGUCGGAGUCAGGAGAUCAUUAUUGACCCCUCUGUGGUGAUGCUUGGAAACUCUUUUCCCUCAGGACACAAUCAGAGCUUCCUUGGCUGUUUGCGAGAUGUGCGGUUUAACAGCCGCUCCAUCCCCCUGGGUCAGGAGCAGCCUUCAGAGGGGCUUCAGGUGGUCACUUCACAGGGCGUCUCUGUCGGCUGCUCUUCGGCAGCCUGUCGGAAACAUCACUGCACUCCUCCCUUGGUCUGUGUGGACCUCUGGAGACACCACGAGUGCAGGUGCCCUCCAGGCCACCUGACAAAAGAGAGCUCAACGGGCAAAGUGUGUGUCUACACGCUAUGUGCCAGCCGGCCCUGUCGCCACGGCACCUGUGUGCCUCACUCUCCAUCUCGCUACUCGUGCCACUGCAGCGAGGGCUACCGGGGACGGCACUGUGAGGUGGCGCUCGCCAUGUUCCACAAUGAGGAUGGCAACAGCCUCAGCCUCAGCUCCAUGUUCGCCAUCAGCAUCUGUGUCAUGGCUUUUCUAGUGUUGAUGCUGGGCCUGUUUCUCUACUCCUGCUGGAGGAGACACAAAGGCCUGAAGGACGGUGUGUACCAUGUGUCUGCACACCACGGCGAGUGGGAGGACAUCCGAGAAAAUGUGCUGAACUACGACGAGGAAGGUGGCGGGGAGCAGGACCAGAAUGCCUUUAAUAUGGUGGAGCUGCAGCGCUCCCUCCAGCCCAGCCCAGCACAGUCUCUCCGCUAUAGCUAUCCACAAAGCAUCAUCUCCUAUCCACAGACUAAGCUUCCCCAGGACAACAACAAGAACGGGGUGUCCAAUGGAAAUGGCAGCUCAGCUAUCGCCCUGCGUCUGGCCAUCCCCCCCUCAGAGACAGAAACCCUCCCAUCGCCUCUGACCUUCCGCCGCUCCCAGAAAACCCUCUCCUUUUCCAGCCAAGACUUGGCCCGCUACUUGUGUGAGGUCAUCAGGGACAUGGAGCACCCGGGGGAGCUCAGCACCACGACCACACUGCGUCGCCCAUCCAGAAAGGAGCACGGCCUGGCAGCAGUGCGGUCACUCAGCUCCCUCAGUGCAUCUCAGGGUUCAGAAGUCAGGCUUCAUGAGGCCCAGAGCACUCGGCUAGACAGGUUCAAAACCCUCCGAGCUGUGGUCAGUGAUUUGAGAGCAGACUCCAAGACUCCGGAGGGCCAGAGAGACAAACUGAAGGAGAGCAGAGGGCAGCUGAACUGCGAGAAGAGUGGGUGAGGCUGCUCUCAGCAAACUCAAGGUUGCAGAAGAGCAACACUGGUCAUAAGGCAGUGGUGGUGGAAUAUCACAGGGACAUAAUUAAAUGUGAAAUACUCUGAGCCUGGGAGGUUGCUUAGGGUCUAUGUGGCGUCUGAUAUAAAUGUACUGUAUUGAUGAAACUUUGAACAUAUAAGUUCUUUGAUAUAAAAGAUGUUUACCAAUGAUUGAUCAGAUGUGAUGUAUAGUUUACUUUGCAUUGCACUGUACAGUAUUUACUCUGCAGAAAGCACUUUUUGGAAGUGCCCUGUGUCAACACUACUCAUGUCAUAAAACUCAGAGUAAAGUCUGCAAGGCCGCGAAUGAGAUUCCUGUGAAAGAGCCGGAUUCUUUUUGCUGUUAACGAGCCAUGACUUCAUUUAUGUGACAGGAUGAGUUUGUUUCAUUUGUAUUAUCUAUUUCCUUUGAAAUAAAUGAAUAUCUUUGUUAGCAUUUUGAGCUGGAUCUUGUUCAAACACCAGUUCUUCACAUUAAUGACUGUCAAAUCUCAUGUUUUUGAAGUUCAAGCCAACUUUCUUCAUCAAAUGUUAGUCAGGCUGUUUUUUUCCUGAGAACAGUCACAAAGACGUCUUUCUUAUUACUUACAUAUGAGUAAUUGGCCGUUGUAC
Molecule: messenger RNA, 8600 nt
Organism: Monopterus albus (swamp eel)
Lineage: Eukaryota; Metazoa; Chordata; Actinopteri; Synbranchiformes; Synbranchidae
Product: neural-cadherin-like
Exons: 33
Coding region: 286-7953 (2555 amino acids)
Biological process (GO): cell migration; calcium-dependent cell-cell adhesion; adherens junction organization
Cellular component (GO): adherens junction; catenin complex; plasma membrane
Molecular function (GO): cadherin binding; calcium ion binding; beta-catenin binding
Source: RefSeq, a predicted model, not a curated record